UCAAUUCAGUCGGAUGCUGUCGUUCGAGCAGCGCAUUCGUAUCUUUAGGGAGGUUUCUUCUCGUGCGCGUUCACCCUUCUUCCUUACUCAUUCUUUCCAUGUCUCUCUCCCCGCGACGCGGACAUCUCACGCGAAUCGUAACCAUUUUCGCCCGGUCAAACAGUAUCGAAUCAUCAGUUCUUCUCUCUCGUUUCUCGCGCCGCGUUCUCGCUCCUCGCCGACUCUCUCGAAACACACACACACACACACACACCACGCAACAAACGUAUCUUUCUCUCCUUCUCUCUCCAGUCCUUCAUCCCUAUCCACCCGGCGGGGCGAGCCGAAAACUCGUUAUGCUUCGAGAUAUCCUCUCCCGCGUCGAACCGGUAAUUCCUCGUGAUUAGCGAGAGUGCCCGAUCUGCUCGCGACGUGCGUCGUCCACGAGCAAACGUCAAGGAAGAGAGAAGAAACGCCGUCCCGGCGAGAUGCGCGAGCCCGCGCCACCUCGCUCUUCGUGACUUGACCAGCGAAAUUCCGCGCGACGGAUUUUUCGCCAAGGAUUUCGGGUGGUGCGUCGCGGCCACCGGCUUGCUGUUCGACCAGAGGCGACGGUGGAGGAAGAGACGGAGGUGGAGGCGCCGGAGAGAACAUUUCGGGAGGAUGCGCGGUUGAGGGGAUCGCUGGCAUGUGGAUCGUCAAUCACCAGAAGAUCAUGAGAGAAAGCAAAUCCUGAUUGCCGUGGUCCGCGAAAGGAUGGACGCGGCGGGUCGAUAUCGGCGAGAAUCGCGAAUCCGACAUUAACAACCUAACGCGAGAGAAAGAACAAAGGAAAAUAAAGAGGCGAAUCGACAUCAUCACCGUCAUCCGGGAAAGUUUAUCGCGAGGAGGAUUCCUUCGAGUGCGACGAGGAACCAGCGCGCGAUUAUUCAUUCCCCUACCUUCCAACACUCCUCGCAUCGCUCCUCACCGCGCAAUUCGGACCUGUAGGAGAUGAGCAUCAUAGCCAUCGCCCGCAGGAACUGGGCGCUGCGCCUAUCGGUGGUGCUGAACGUGUGCGUGCUGUUGUACGUGUGCGCCCACAUCGGCUCGUCCGGCCCGUGGAUCGAGGAACCGCCGACCAAUUGGGCGGCGGCGCCGGAGACUUACGAUCUCGGGAACGGUACUCAGAAGGGCGUCGCCACGUCGUUAUCCUCGUCAUCGUCGUCAUCGUCGUCGGUUGCGAUCGCUGUCAAAGAUGCGACGCCGGCGAACAACAAUAACAACGGCGUUGGCGCCGGUCGUCCGCAAAGGAUCAGGCUUGUCACCACGACGCCGCCUCCCAACAACGGGGCCAAGGCCGAGGCUCUCGACAAGUCGCGGGAGCACCCGCGUAAUCAGACGGCGAGGAACAGCACGACCAACAACGUCGCGCGCGAACCGAUGAGCAUGAAGGAGGCCAUAGCCUGCAAUGAGAAGUCAACCGAGCCGAGGCGAGCGCAGCGCGGCGAUUACUGGGUGCUGUACAAUUACGUGCCGAUGAGUAUGGCGGUGAGAUGCUGGGAGAGCGUGACGUACACCACGCACGCCGACUACACGUUCCUGGAUAAUCUGGAGCCGCUGCUGGAGCGCUGGCGGGCGCCGAUAUCGAUCGCCAUGCACGCACCCGGCACCGACUUUCCGGCGACCCUCAACGCUAUCAGGUACUCGAGAAACUGCGGUAGCCCGCUGGUCUCGCAGCUGGUGACCUUCCACGUCUUCUUCAGCAGCAAGCACGUGCCAAAGAUGGUACCGCCGUCGGAGAAGAUCGUCUCCGACACGUAUAACUGUUCGCUCGGGCCACCAUGGGUGAAUGUCAGCCUCGCAAAGAUGUACAAGAACGAGAAGAAGCUGCUGUACCCAGUGAACGUUGGCCGCAACAUAGCGCGCGAGUCCGCGCCUACUUUCUACGUAUUUCCUAGCGAUAUCGAGCUGUAUCCCAGCCCGAAUUUGCCUACCAAGUUCCUCGAAAUGAUUCGCAAAAGGGAUCAGCCGGCCCUUCACAAGCCCAAUCCUAAGGUCUUCGUGCUGUCGAUUUUCGAGGUAGAUGAGAAGAGUCAGCCGCCCAACAACAAGACGCAUCUGAUACAGAUGCUGAAAGCGGGCACCGCCAUACCAUUCCAUAAGAAGUUAUGCUCCGGCUGCCAUAAUGUGCCGAAGAGCAAGGAGUGGCAGGAAGCACCAGAAACGGAGGAUUUGCAUGUCUUCCACGUAGGCAAGAGAACUGGCAGCUUUGUUCACUGGGAGCCGAUCUUCAUCGGGACCAAUAACGAUCCUCUUUACGACGAGAGACUCAGUUGGGAAGGAAAGAGUGAUAAAAUGACGCAAGGUUACGCACUUUGCGUUCUUGAUUAUGACUUUCUCAUCCUCGACAACGCUUUCUUGGUGCAUCGGCCCGGCAUCAAGAUCUUUAAAAAGGAUACGCAUCGUGACAUGCUCACCGCCAAGACGAACGCGCUUAUCAAAAAGAUCAUCAUGCCGGAGCUGAAGGUACUGUACGGCACGAGAAAAGGCUGUGCCGUGUAGCCCGUGGAGUUGCCGGCACGACGGCAUGUGCUAUACAGAUGUUCCAUACGACGGAACUACGUACGAUCUCUGUCGUCUAUGUCGUCGUCAAACUUCGUCACACGGCGGAUUCGCAACGAUCCGAUACUGCGAUUUGUUCACGAACCCCGGGAGCGUGUUCACGUACGUUCUAUGCGGCCCUUUCGCAUGCAGAGCUCGCUGAAGAACGUUCGCUGCAUAGGAUAGAGAGUCCUCCUCUUUCUCCUCAAAUUAUGCCAACUCAAUGGUGCCGAACGAAUUAUUACAUAAGUAUUCGGUGAGUUUAUAAAGCAACAACGGAGCAUGAUAUGUCAUGCUCCCGCGACAAACGUGUCUCAUCAUCAUUGUUAUCAUCUUUGUUGUCAGCAAACAUCGCGACUCUUUCAAAUUCUCUCGACAGUAAUCCUCCAGCAUCCUCCUCGUAAAAAGAAAUUUAGCAUGUAAAAGAAUCAUACCACGUAUUUUUCACCGGUCAAAUAUAUUCUCCUCCUAGCAAAUACGGUUGUAUAUAAUAAAAUGGUGCCUCGUAUACAUCAGUACGUUUACAAGAUUACUGCGCUUUCGGUGAAAGUUACGAACGACAGUGUCAAUUUCGAUGCAACUUCGUGACUUGUGACCGACUAUUAAAAUCAACGUUUCUUAUUCAAGAAUUCAGAUAUAUUAUAUUAAGAAAUGCUGCAAUAUAAUACACUGUUGCAAUUAUUAUAUAAAUAUUACAUAAAUUAUUU
Messenger RNA from Camponotus floridanus (Florida carpenter ant), 3269 nucleotides. Its product is annotated as beta-1,4-glucuronyltransferase 1. The coding region runs from base 973 to 2523 and encodes 516 amino acids. The record is from RefSeq and is a predicted model, not a curated record. NCBI's taxonomy places the organism in Eukaryota, Metazoa, Arthropoda, Insecta, Hymenoptera, Formicidae. The transcript has 6 exons.